UCUCUCUUACCUGAAAGACAGACAGGAUUGUUAAACUUGCCAUAAUGUCGGGAGGGAACUGCUUCAACGAGUCCCACAACAUGCAGAGGAUGCAGGUCCCGUCCCAUCUUGCCCCAUCCUUGUCUCCGGGCCUGCGGCGCAAGCAGCUGAUGUGGAAGAAUGCCGUCAAGCACAUCAUCAGCCAGCCUGAGCUAAAGGAGCAGUAUGGUGGCGAGCCAGCACACAAGAUUUAUGUCACUGACGUCUACAUUGAGGAAAUAAACCAACAGAUACGCAGCAAGACAUCACGUGGUUGCACCAAACGCCGUUCCUCUGUAGUCCGUGUUCAUCCAUCCUUUUUCAGAGAGCAAAACUGUUCCAACAGCGUGCAGGCAGGUGUAACGGCUGAGUUUGCCAGUGACGCUGAUUUUUUUGUGCGCCCGGGUGGUACUAUUCGUGGAGUCUAUGUCCCAACUCUGAGACACACCUUCAAAUCUCGUGAUCUGGAGAAGCUCUACCAGAGGCACUCAUCACACACCAGACGUACCUCACUGGUGGUCACGAACAUUAUAGACGCUGCUGCAAAGCUCCACCUGCUGGUCCUGUAUCUGGCCCUCGCCCCAGAUGGAAUACACCCACUACAUGCCUGGAUAACUGGCUUUUUCAUAGCAUUUGCAUUAUUGCUUUGUGUUCUUGUGUUCACCUGCAAGCGUUCCCAUUUUCCAGAGUGGCUACAUUAUGCUGGCAUGGCCAGCUGGCUGUCACAGACUAUCCAGGUGCUGGUUAGACUUGGGUACGGACUAGAAAAUGACCCAUCCUGGUAUGUACUGUUCACCCUGUUUGCCACGUACACACUUCUGCCAUUACCGCUGCUGUGGGCCAUCGGGGCUGGCUCACUAACUUCAACACUGCACCUUAUUGUAGAGACUGUACAGCACUUCAAUGAAGCGGGACUGCUGAGAAAGAUUCUUGCAAAGGCCUUGCUGUAUAUGAGUAUGAACACAGCAGGGCUAUUCAUCCAUUAUCUGAUAGACCGGGCACAGAGACAGGCCUUCCUCGAGACUCGGCGUUGCAUUGAAGGCCACAUGAAGCUGGAGAUGGAAAACAAAAGACAGGAGCGUUUGGUGUUGUCUAUACUGCCUCGCUUUGUUGCCUUGGAGAUGAUUGCUGAUAUGACCUCCAUGGAUGAUGAACUGCUGCCUCAGCAGUUUCAUAAGGUCUACAUCCAUCAGUACACCAACGUCAGCAUCCUCUUUGCUGAUAUCAAGGGAUUCACCCUGUUGUCCAUGACUAUGUCUGCACAGGAGUUGGUGCGCACCCUUAAUGAGCUCUUUUGCCGUUUUGAUCGUCUGGCUGAGGAACACCACUGCAUGAGGAUAAAGAUCCUGGGUGACUGUUAUUACUGUGUGUCUGGAGUCCCGGAGCCACAGAGAGCUCAUGCUCGGUGCUGUGUAGAGAUGGGUCUGGCCAUGAUCAUCACCAUACGAAAUGUGCGAAAGCAGCUGAACCAUGACAUGGACAUGCGGAUCGGGAUCCAUUCUGGCUCAGUUCUGUGUGGGGUUCUGGGCCUGCAGAAGUGGCAGUUUGAUGUGUGGUCCUGGGAUGUUGGCGUAGCCAACAUGCUAGAAGCAGGCGGUAUCCCUGGCCGUAUCCACAUCUCACGCGCCACGCUGGACUGCCUGGAGGGGAGCUACGAAACCGAGGAUGGCCGCGGUUAUGAACGCAGCGAGUUUCUGCGCAAACACAACAUCGACACUUUCCUCAUCUGCCCCAAGGAGGAGGAAAACGCUGUAGAGGUGGACCCUUCCAAAAUGCGCAUGACCACUCGCACCCCCAACACAGAUCAUUUAUUUGGCAGCGUCAAUAAUAUGAGCUGUAUCUUGGCCUCAUUCACAAGCGGCUCUCUGGUGCAGCUGCCCAAUUCGAGAAACAGGUAUUCCAGCUCCAAAGAGAUUAAUAAACGGAUAGAGCACGCUAUUGACCUGCGCAGCAGUGAGCGUAUGCAACAGGAGCACAUCACCCCUUACACACUGGUGUUCAAGGACACACACAUUGAGAAGAAGUUCUCCCAGAUGAGGGAUGAAACGUUUAAGACCAACCUGAUCUGCUCCUUCAUCAUGCUCCUCUUCCUCAUGGCAGUCCAGGCUCUUAUUCCUGCACCCAGGCCAUAUCCCAUGGUCGUCCAGUUCUGUGUGGUGCUGCUGGGAUAUCUGCUGUUGCUGGUGAUGGCUCUUGCUGAGGAGUUUAAACACUUCCCCAGUGCACUUCAACGAAUCUGCUGCUGGAUUCAUGAGAACAACUUUAUGCGCUCUCUGCUCACCAUCACCGCCAUAGCCUUGAACUUCGGCAUGGCUUCUGCUGACAUGAUGUGGUGUAACUUCAUGCAUGAAGAUGUGGAAAGCAGUGAAGAGACCAGCCAAAGACCUCUAACUGUCUGCACUUAUCCUGAGUUUUUCGUACUGAGUGGCGUUGUUUCCAUGGUUACCUGUGCAGUGUUUAUAAGACUCAGCUCCCUUCUAAAGCUCACCGUUCUGUUACUGGUAGCCACCGUCUAUACUUACUUUGUUGAAGUGGCCUUCCAUAGUCUUUAUGUCAAUCAACAAGAGCAGGAGCAAUUCUCCAGAUCUCACUACCUGAGAAGAAAAGGCAUCUCAGUUCUGUUAAUGGCGAUGUUUGUGAUAGCUGUGUUCUACAACGGGCGACAGUGGGAGGCCACAGCCAGACUGGACUUCCUGUGGCGUCUGCAGGCCCAACAGGAAGUGGAGGACAUGCGAGAGCUGAGAGAGCACAACGAGUGUCUGCUGCACAACAUCUUGCCUGCACAUGUCGCUCGCCAUUUUCUGGAAAGGAACAAGAACGAUGAUGAGUUGUACGCGCAGUCGUAUGAUGAGGUCGGCGUGAUGUUUGCCACCAUUGCUGGCUUUAAUGAGUACUACGAGCAGAAAGAGAUUAGGCAAGAAGGGGUGGAGUGUCUCAGGCUCCUCAACGAGAUCAUUGCUGACUUUGAUGAGUUGUUAGACGAGACGUACUUUUUGGAUAUUGAGAAAAUCAAAACCAUUGGGAGUUGCUACAUGGCAGCAUCUGGCUUAUCACCUAAUAAACAGACCCGUGGUGGCAGCGACUGGCAUCACCUGAGCGAACUGGUGCUUUUUGCUCUGGCAAUGCAAGAGACCUUGAGAGCGAUCAACAAACACACCUCCAACAACUUCCAGCUCCGUGUCGGAAUCGCACACGGACCUGUCGUUGCCGGGGUGAUCGGCGCUGCUAAACCGCAGUAUGAUAUCUGGGGGAUGACGGUAAACCUGGCGAGCCGCAUGGACAGCACGGGCAUCAGUGGGAGGAUCCAGGUCCCCGAGCCCACCAAGAAGAUUCUGUCCGACUGGGGAUUUGUGCUGGAGCUGCGUGGAGAGAUCUUCAUUAAGGGCGUGAGCGAGCGGCAGGGACGCAUACGCACCUACUUUAUCAGCAACAGCAGGGCUUACCGGACCAUCAACAUAUCCACGAAAGGGGGAAGGACAGCCGGACGCAGCAUAGGGAGGAACACGCUGGCUUCAGUGGUGUUUAGUCUCCUCCGGGCCAUCCAGAAAGAGAAGCAAAGUGGCACAGCUGGACGAUUCUCACAGUCCACGAACAGCAUGCAGUGUUAAUGUUAAAUAAGAAAACUGACACGACCUAUGAAAUGAGCUGUACUAGUUGCCUUCACUCUCCAAGAGAAAUUUCACCAAAUUUCAUAUUCCUCAACACUGCAUAGUUAUAAACAACAAAAUUCCCCAUUUUAUUCAUACACAAUCUAAUUCAUAUUUACAUGCCACAUCAAAGGUUACUAGACUUAAUAUCUUGAAACACUUUUCAUUUAUGCUGAAUUUAUUAAUAGAUACGUGUAAUCACAUGGUGAAAUUUCCUUUUAAGUACCCUAAGGACCAUUUUGAAUAAAGAGGCAGUGAGGCAAUUAUGUAUAUUGUAGCUCUCCAAGAGUAAAGCUAUAGUCCUGAGCCGUUACUUUACUAUCAUUUCAUUACCAUUCUUAACAUGCCAUAAUCAAUGACUUUUUCCUUCGGUUGAAUCAUUGUUGCUGUACCAAGGGCUCUUUAUUUACUUCAAUGAAUAAGUAAAUUUUUUUGAUGAGUACUUGGUGACUUUAGAAGCAAAAUUUAGUUAAUUCAGGAACAGAGCUUGACUAAUUCAGGUGCAGAAUUAUUAAGGAGCAGAAUUUUAAGCACAACAUGCAUAAUUCAGUAACAGAACUUGGCCAAGUCAGGGGCAGACCUUGGUUUGUUCAGAAACAGAACUUGUUUAAUUCAGGAUUCAUUCUUGGCUUACUCAUGAGCAGAACUCUGAAGUAGAACUAACUUAGUCAGGAGCAGAACCUUGUUAAGUCAGGAACAAAACUUGGAUAACUCAAGAUCAGAAUUUGGAUAAUUCAGAAGCAGAAUUUGGCUAACUCAGGACAGGAACUUGGAUAAUACAGAAGAAGAAUUUAUCAAAUUGAGGAGCAAGACUUCUAAGAGCAGAACCUGGUUGAUUCAUAUGCAGAACUUGACUAACACAGGAGCAGGAAAUGGCUAACUCAGGAGUAGAACUUGGCUAAAUCAGAAGCAGAACCUGGCUAAUGUGGGAGCAUUCAAAUUAAAAUUAAACUUGGAUAAUACAAGAGCAGAAUUUGGCAAAUUUGGAUGAUUGGUUGAAACUUGGUUGAUUGAUGUGCAGAACUUAAUUAAUUCAGGAGCAGAAGCAGAACUCGAUUCGUUUAAGAGAAUUUGGUUAAUUCAUGAGCAGAACUUGGCCAAUGUAGGAGUAUAUCUUCACUAAUUCAGGAGCAGAGUUUCAUCCAUCCAUCCAUUUUCUAUACCACUUAUCCUACACAGGGUCGUGGGGAGCUUAUCCCAGGGGACUUGGGGCACAAGGUGGGGGGACACCGGUGCCAACCUAUCACAGGGCACAAUCUGGGGGAGGAAACCGGAGAACCUGGAGGAAACCACAGUACACGAAGCACAGGGAGAAUAUGCAAACUCCGUGCACACAGGGCGGAGGCGGGAUUUGAACCGCCACCCCUGGAGGUGCAAGGCAAACAUUAGUUAAUGUGGCAAACUCAGGAUCGGGACUUGGUUAAUUCAGAACCAGAGCUUGGUUUAUCAGAAGAAUUUGUGACUGCACCCUUCUGUACCUUGUUUCAAUUGUGUUGUAAUUGUCUAGUCAUUUCAAGUGGUUCACAGUGGAAGUGGUUCAGGUGGAAGUCAACAUGGCCACGUUAAAAAUGGUAAUGAAAUGUGAUAUUUUUGGGAGAUAUGAUGCUGAUGAAUGUUGGGGCAGUUAUAACAUGUUCUAGCAGUAAUAGCAUGUGAAGUUUUAUCCUCAAUCUGCUGCGGUGACUGUAUCUACUGAAUCUCUUUGCCAUACUUGAAGCACAUUGACAUCUUAGUUUUAGUUGAAUAUUUAUAUACAUGCAGUAAUAUGUGCAGUCAAAGCCAACAGAGUCUCUAAGAAUCCGGUGUCAAAUUGUGUUGUUCUUUAUUUUAGAGAAUCUCCAUCUCAAGGCCAUGAUGGUGUAUGAAUACCUCACACUUACAUAGAUGCAUAUUGUAUACAAUUUUUUUUUUCACAUCCUAUUGUAUUGUAUUAUAUUCCAAAUAUUUUGUAUGCAACAUAUUAAAAACAAUACAAUUUUUA
Molecule: messenger RNA, 5646 nt
Organism: Pangasianodon hypophthalmus (striped catfish)
Lineage: Eukaryota; Metazoa; Chordata; Actinopteri; Siluriformes; Pangasiidae
Product: adenylate cyclase type 8
Exons: 18
Coding region: 45-3626 (1193 amino acids)
Biological process (GO): cAMP biosynthetic process; intracellular signal transduction; adenylate cyclase-activating G protein-coupled receptor signaling pathway
Cellular component (GO): plasma membrane
Molecular function (GO): adenylate cyclase activity
Source: RefSeq, a predicted model, not a curated record